AUGACAGGUACACAUUUCAUGGCUCUGGCUAUGAUGAACAUUCUAAUGACUAAGAUUCUGAGAGUCGUGAUUGAUAUUAAUAAUAAUUCAGACUUGAUUGGGAGUGCUGUUGCAUUGUCGCCUCGAUUCACAACCUUGGUUCAGGUCUACUCCUUAGCCAGGGGAUCCUGGAAGAGUCUUAGUGCUUCGGUCAUACCUGUAGAUUUUAAGGGUGGUUCUGGACGUCCUGUUUUUGUUGCCGGCACCAUCCAUAUGCUUAAAGCUCGUUUUACUAGCUCGUAUUACGAUGAUGGAGACAUAGUCAUCACCACCUUCAAUCUGGCAACAGAAGAAUUUGGCGAGAUGAUGGGACCGGAAGCUUUGCUACAAAAGGGUUGCUCCAUAUCAAGAUAUGGGGACUCUCUUGCUUUGAUUAAGCAUUUGAAUUAUGAAUUCAGAGAUCGGGGUUGUGACAUUUGGGUUAUGAGACAGUAUGGUGUUGCAGAGUCGUGGACUAGAUUGUUUCAUAUAUCUGUGGCUCAGGCCAGUAUACAUGGGUUUAAAAGAAGCGGGGAAGUUGUGCUAGAGGAGAAUAUAGAGGAGGAUAUUGAUCUUGAUCGGUCAAGACUUAUGUCGUUCGAUCCUAAGAGUGAUCAAUAUUUAGUUUUGGGAACUGGAGAUCAUAGUUACUACUUCAUGGAUUCUUUUGUAGAAAGUCUUGUCUUGCUUGACCACUGCGAUUCCAUUUCAUACCAAGUAGCAAGGACGAAGUAA
This is a messenger RNA of Fragaria vesca subsp. vesca, 753 nucleotides long. Its product is annotated as F-box protein CPR30-like. The transcript has a single exon. Bases 1 to 753 code for a protein of 250 amino acids. NCBI's taxonomy places the organism in Eukaryota, Viridiplantae, Streptophyta, Magnoliopsida, Rosales, Rosaceae. The record is from RefSeq and is a predicted model, not a curated record.